AUGACAGAUGAUUUUUUGAAAGAAGUAAUAUCUCAUGGAAUAACAAAUUCUAAUGAUUUUAUUAUACAAUGCUAUAGAAUUAUUAAAGAUCCUAAUAUUAAUAACAAUAUUAUGGUAAUGGAAUUUGCAGAAGAUGAAAAUUUGCAUAGAAACUUAAUGCUAAAUUUUGAUGAAAUUACUUGGCAAACAAAGUUAAAAAGAUUAUAUUGUAUUGCUGCAGG
This is a messenger RNA of Diversispora eburnea, 221 nucleotides long. NCBI's taxonomy places the organism in Eukaryota, Fungi, Glomeromycota, Glomeromycetes, Diversisporales, Diversisporaceae. The record is from the annotation of a GenBank genome assembly.